AUGGAGCGUACCCUGCGCCUGGUGGCCUUGCUGCGGGAGGCGGAGGAGGUGAAAGCACCAAAGGGUGUCCCUUGUGACGGAAAAGUGGUAAGCUUCGACAAUGCAUUGGCCUUCCUGCAACGGUACAAUCGCUUCUUGAGAGAUUUGGGCCCCAAGCUGGCCAGUCCACAGGUGACAUUUCACUGGACAGCAGAAGAAAAUUUCCAGAGUAUUGUGGAGAGCAACCUGAGGGUGCCAAAAGCAGAUCCCACCGAAGCGAAUGGUGUGAAGAAAAAGCAUGGUGCAGCCUUUGGCCGUGGCAUUUACACAUGCCCAGACUACAAAAUGGCGAAAGAGGACUUCUCAUACGGAGCCAGCGCCACUUUUGCUUGCCUGGCAUUGCCUGGCCGGCAGCUUACUCGCCAUCACGGUCAGGGCCAUGGUCGUCGAGACAGCCGCGGCCCAGACUUUGACAGCGUGUCCGGGCGAUUGCCCGGAAGAAACUGCUGCACCUGGGUUUUUCCAACCAGUGAUCAGAUUUUGCCUUGCUUCCUUGUAGAUGAAGUGGCGAUCCCAGCGGCAGUAGCCAAGCUACGGGAGGCGAUCGCACUAAUCCAAGAAACCUGGCCAGAUCCAUCAGAAGCAGAGGCGUCAGCAAAGCUGCUAAACGACGCAGUCGAUUCUGCGGUUACACCCUGCACUUUGGAGGCAAUGGAGGACACAGGAAGAGAGAGGUGGCGGCGUUCAGAGAGGGAAAGUGCCUCAAGUGCCCCAAGUGAGCAGGCCUUUAUUGGAGAAGGUGACCUGCCGUAUGGGGGAGACCUGCAGGCAGCAAUGCGAGCGCAGGAUCGACCUGCAGUCAAGAUGCUGAUGUCCAUGCGUGAUCAGAAGAAGGACCAGGUGACCACCAGAGGUGGCCGACGCUGGGGAGCACGAAAGGCUGAACAUCUUCGGAACCUUGGAAGCUAA
This is a messenger RNA of Durusdinium trenchii, 948 nucleotides long. Lineage: Eukaryota; Dinophyceae; Suessiales; Symbiodiniaceae. The record is from the annotation of a GenBank genome assembly.